This is a messenger RNA of Lycium barbarum (goji berry), 1502 nucleotides long. RefSeq names its product acetyl-CoA-benzylalcohol acetyltransferase-like. The record is from RefSeq and is a predicted model, not a curated record. The coding region runs from base 1 to 1329 and encodes 442 amino acids. NCBI's taxonomy places the organism in Eukaryota, Viridiplantae, Streptophyta, Magnoliopsida, Solanales, Solanaceae. The transcript has a single exon.
AUGGAAUUGAACUUGGAAAUCAUUUCCACAAAGCUCAUAAAACCAUCCUCACCAACACCACAACACCUUAAGAAUUACAAGUUAUCGUUUUUCGAUCAACUUGCUGAAAGGGAACAUAUACCGCUACUACUUUUCUAUCCAUGUGGCAACGAGUCCAUCAUCGAUGAAAAACUCGAACAAUCCCUGUCCAGGGUUUUAACUCAUGUUUACCCUGUAGCUGGAAGGUUAUCAAAAGAUCGAUGCUCAGUCGAUUGCCUUGACCAAGGCGUUACGUUCAUAAAAGCUAAGGUCAAUUGUCAAUUCGACGAUUUCAUGGAUGAAGUACAAAAGGACCUUAAUCUCGCCUUGCUUUUCUUCCCACAGGAAAUCCAGGAUUUGAAUGACGCGAAUUUUGAUGCCACUCCACCUGUGGUUGCACAAUUAACAACGUUCAAAUGUGGUGGUGUAGCACUAUCUAUUAGUGCAUCGCACGCCCUGAUGGAUGGAUUCACAAAUUUUAAAUUUGUAUAUGAGUGGGCUAAAGUGUGUAAAUCGGAGAUUCCAGCUAAGGAAAUUAAUUUCAUGAGUUUUGAUUUCGGUGAGAUUCUUCCAGCAAGAGAUUUAUCGAGUAUUUUCCCACCUCGUGUUUAUCCAGAAGAGUUAGAUGCAAAAUAUGUUGCCAAAAGGUUUUUUAUUGAUGAAGUUACUAUGUCACUGCUCAGAGACAAAUUAUCAGGGGCAAUAGAUUCAGGGGAAUUGUGCUUUAAGCCCUCAAGAGUUGAAAUUAUCACGGCACUUUUAUGGAGGGCUCUAAUCCGUGUUUCAGAAGCAAAACACGGAUAUUUGAGGCCUUCCUUAGUGUUUUUCCCAGUGAAUUUGCGUGGCAAAAUUUCGUUACCUCUAAAAGAUAAUGCAUUUGGGAAUUAUGUAAUUGAUGCGCCGAUGCUAUUUGUCCCCGGGGAGACCAAGAUGGAGCUGCACAAUUUCGUAACGCUGAUUAGGAAUUCGGUGCAAAAAGCGACUGCUGCUUGUGCUAUAGGUACAGCUGAUGACAUAGUCGCGACCGUGGCCAAUUCAUAUAAAGAAAUAUUCAUGUCAAAACAAUGGGGUACUGACAAUGAUGAAGUUGACAAGUGUGUAAUUUCGAGUUUGUGCAAAUUUCCAAUGAAGGAAACUGAUUUUGGUUGGGGAAAGCCGAGUUUGAUGCAUUUUGGAUUGAGAGAUUUUGAUAGUUGUUGGAUGUAUGAUGCAGAAUGUGGAAGUAUUUGUGUUCAAGUGGAUUUGAAGGAUACUUAUAUGCGAUUAUUUGAAUGUGACAAUGAUAUUAAGGCUUUCACUAAGUUUUAUUAGUCAUUCUUAUUUAGUAAUUCUAAGAGUUUUCUUUAGUUCUCAAUGUUGCAUUUUUGGUUCCAUGAUAUCAAGGUUUUACUAAGAUUUAGUUGCUCUAGGAGUUUUUUUUUUCUUUCCAGUUUCUAUGUUGUUUUUUUGGUCAAGUUUUCCAGUUUGAAACAAAGUAUUGUAUU